GCAACACUCGUGUUUUCUAUUUAAUUUGGCUAGCCGCUGCAAGCUUUCCAUUCUUCGUUUGGUAACGAAACGGCUACUACCAGCUCGACCAUGGACAACAUUAAGAACAAGAACGUUUUGAUCACGGGUGCUGCCAGUGGACUUGGAUACACGUACGCGCAACGAAUGCUGGAAAAUGGAGCGAAAACUGUCGCCAUUUUGGAUUUGAGCACCUCGCCCGGCGCCGCGUCGGCAGCCAAUUUGGAAAAGCAAUUUGGAAAAGGCAAAGCUACGUUCCACCCUUGCGACGUCACCAACACCCAACAAUUCGAAGACACCUUCAAGAAAGCUGUAAGCGCUCUCAAUGGCGUGGACAUUGUCAUCAACAAUGCUGGUAUGCUCAACGAGAAAAAAUGGGAACAGAUGAUCCGUCUGAAUGUUGGUGGCGUGAUCCACGGUUCUUUGCUCGCUAUGGACGCCAUGGGCAAACACAAGGGCGGCAAGGGAGGUAUCUUGGUUAAUAUCGCGUCCAUUGUGAGUCUCAAGAUCUACCCAGUGUUUCCAGCGUAUUGCUCCAGCAAACACGAUGUGCUCGCGUACAGUCGCGGUUUGCAGUCAAGCUAUGAGAAGACUGGAGUCCAAGUUCUCGUCAUGUGUCCCGGAGUCACAACAACAUCACUGUUCGACGAAAUGGAGGCAGCGACUCCCGACUUUAUCGACCUAGAGGAGCUUCGAACGACCAUGAAGAACCUGCCAUCGCAGACGGUCGAAAACGUGGGAACCGCCAUGGUGGGUCUGAUCCAGAAAGGAGGAAACGGGGCUGUUUGGGUCAGCGAGGCUGGAGAACAACCAUACGCCGUCGAGUUCCCGCCUUUCAAAAAAGUGAAUCUCAAGCUAUGAAGACGAAUUCUCCAACGCAUCUGCAAAAAUAUACGCAAAACGAUCGAAUGAGCAAAAUUGUUCUUGUAAAAAACUAUGGAAAUUUUAGAGAGUAACUUUUACUUUGGACUCGCAUCGAAACUUUUUUCACUUAAUUUUGCAACUUUUACAUUUGUCCACUGUCUCAUUUCGAUUAAAAUCUAGAAAAUGUUUGUGGAACAAAGAGACGAACGAAAUUGUAAUUGUAACGAUCCGUACUUACGAACCAAUUUUUAUUAAAAAUUGAAUGUCCGUUUGGAAGCUCAGAAUGUUAUUUAACGAAUAAUAUCUCUGAUGAAAUGAUUUUUAAAUAUCGCCAUUGCGUGGAGUUCGUUCUCUGUUUUGUAAGGAAGUCGAAAGAGAGUAUGAAACGACUGAACUGUUUUCGUAGUAAAUAUAUUGCAAUAGAAAUUAAAUUUACUGUCUACAA
Messenger RNA from Colletes gigas, 1327 nucleotides. RefSeq names its product 15-hydroxyprostaglandin dehydrogenase [NAD(+)]-like. Gene Ontology annotation, cellular component: cytoplasm. The transcript is spliced from 7 exons. Gene Ontology annotation, molecular function: oxidoreductase activity, acting on the CH-OH group of donors, NAD or NADP as acceptor. Lineage: Eukaryota; Metazoa; Arthropoda; Insecta; Hymenoptera; Colletidae. The coding region runs from base 91 to 879 and encodes 262 amino acids. The record is from RefSeq and is a predicted model, not a curated record.